AUGGAUAUAUGCAUGGUGUUUCAAGACGUGCGUCGCUUGUUGCAGGUUUCGCUUAUUAUUGGCGGACUCAGCACUAUUGGACCAGCCGGCGACCAGCAUGUUGCCACUCAACACUGUGCAAUUAUUUCUAGUACAGCGGUCUGGUACUCGACUUUUCACUUUGUGUUCAUUGUACUUGCGUAUGUGGUGUCUUUCAUAUCACUAUUCAUCGUGUGGAGAAUAUCAAAGAAGUACUCACGAGGAAAAUUCGGUGGUGAUAACCGACUUGGUGUAAUGUUGAUUAUUACUGGAUCAUCGAUUAUUCUCGUUGGAUCCGAAUCUAUAGUGAUGAUUUUCAUAAGGUGGAACGUCAUGUCAUUCAGUGAUACUACAGUCGCGAUCACAUAUGCAAUGCCUGGAUACCAUCUUGCCGGCUAUCAGGCAAAACCCGAGCACACCGAAGAAGUGAACCGUUCCAUCAACGGUGAUUUGUUGGCGCAAUGCGGACUGGCACCAAACAGACUUAUACCUCUCGGCAUCCUGCCAAUGAACGACAUUUUACGAGCUGUCGAGCGGUCUUUCGAAGCUGAAGGAUCGCUUCUACUCAAUCAUCCCGCAAUACACAUCACAGGCUGA
Ostertagia ostertagi is the source of this 615-nucleotide messenger RNA. Lineage: Eukaryota; Metazoa; Nematoda; Chromadorea; Rhabditida; Trichostrongylidae. The record is from the annotation of a GenBank genome assembly.